Hirundo rustica (Barn swallow) is the source of this 8803-nucleotide messenger RNA. RefSeq names its product agrin (gene AGRN). Gene Ontology annotation, molecular function: calcium ion binding; laminin binding. The coding region runs from base 67 to 6354 and encodes 2095 amino acids. Gene Ontology annotation, biological process: G protein-coupled acetylcholine receptor signaling pathway; receptor clustering. Lineage: Eukaryota; Metazoa; Chordata; Aves; Passeriformes; Hirundinidae. The record is from RefSeq and is a predicted model, not a curated record. The transcript is spliced from 41 exons.
CCGGCGCUGCCUUGCGAGCGGGGCCGCUUUGUCUGCGCUCGGCUGCGGGACCCCGGCGCCGCCACCAUGGGGACACGGCGGGCCGCCGGCGGCCGGGAGGUGCUGGCGCUGCUGCUGGCGCUGGCGCUGGGAUCGGGAUCGGGAUCGGGAUCGGCGAGCUGCCCCGAGCGGGAGCUGGAGCGCAGGGAGGAGGAGGCCAACGUGGUGCUCACGGGCACGGUGGAGGAGAUCAUGAACGUGGACCCGGUGCACCACACCUACUCGUGCAAGGUGCGGGUGUGGCGCUACCUGAAGGGCAGAGACGUCGUCACGCACGAGAUCCUGCUGGAUGGGGGCAACAAGGUGGUGAUCGGGGGCUUCGGGGACCCGCUGAUCUGCGACAACCAGGUGGCCACGGGCGACACGCGCAUCUUCUUCGUCAACCCCGCGCCGCGGGCGCUGUGGCCGGCGCACCGCAACGAGCUGAUGCUCAACUCCAGCCUGAUGCGCAUCACGCUGCGCAACCUGGAGGAGGUGGAGCACUGCGUGGAAGAACAUAGGAAGCUUCUCGCCGACAAACCCAACAGUUACUUCACGCAGACGCCGCCGACGCCGCGAGAUGGCUGCCGGGGGAUGCUGUGCGGUUUCGGGGCCGUGUGCGAGCGCAGCCCCUCGGAGCCGGGCCAGGCCUCGUGCGUGUGCAGGAAGGGUCCCUGCGCGCCCGUGGUGGCCCCGGUGUGCGGCUCCGACCACUCCACCUACAGCAACGAGUGCGAGCUGGACAGGGCCCAGUGCAACCAGCAGAGGAGGAUCAAGGUGGUCAGCAAGGGCCCCUGCGGCUCCAAGGACCCCUGCGCGGAGGUGACCUGCAGCUUCGGCAGCACCUGCGUCCCCUCUGCCGACGGCCAGGCCGCCAAGUGCGUGUGCCCCUCGUCGUGCGCCGGCGUCGCCGAGAGCGCCGUGUGCGGCAGCGACGGCCGCGACUACCGCAGCCUGUGCCACCUCAACAAGCACGCCUGCGACAAGCAGGAGAACGUCUUCAAGAAGUUCGACGGCCCCUGCGACCCCUGCGGCGGCGUCCCGCCGGAGCCGGGCCGCGUGUGCCGCGUGAACCCGCGGACGCGGCGCGCCGAGCUGCUGCCGCGGCCCGAGGGCUGUCCCCCGGGCGGGGACCCCGUGUGCGGCGACGACGGCGUCACCUACGACAGCGAGUGCGCGAUGGGGCGCUCGGGGGCCCUCCGGGGCAUGGACAUCCAGAAGGUGCGCUCGGGGCAGUGCCAGCAGCAGGACAAGUGCAAGGACGAGUGCAAGUUCAACGCCGUGUGCCUGAACCGCCGCGGCGCCGCUCGCUGCUCCUGCGACCGCGCCGCCUGCGACGGAGCCUUCCGGCCCCUGUGCGGGCGCGACGGCCGCACCUACGGCAGCGACUGCGAGCGCCGCAGCGCCGAGUGCCGGCAGCAGCAGCACAUCCCCGUCAAGCACAGCGGGCCCUGCGACCUGGGCGCUCCCAGCCCCUGCCGGAGCGUGGAGUGCUCCUUCGGCGCCAGCUGCGUGGUGAAGAACCAGGAGGCUGUGUGCGAGUGCCAGCAGCAGUGCCAGGGCCGCUACGACCCCGUGUGCGGCACCGACCAGCGCACCUACGGCAACCCCUGCGAGCUGCACGCCAUGGCCUGCCUGCUGCAGAGGGACAUCGGCGUCCGGCACAAGGGGCCCUGCGACCGCUGCGGCAAGUGCCAGUUCGGCGCCAUCUGCGAGGCGGAGAGCGGGCGCUGCGUGUGCCCCACCGAGUGCGUGCCCUCGGCGCGGCCCGUCUGCGGCACCGACGGCAACACCUACGGCAGCGAGUGCGAGCUGCACGUCCGCGCCUGCACCCGGCAGCAGGACAUCCGCGUGGCCUCGCAGGGCCGCUGCCGGUCGUGCGGCGGCUCCGUGUGCUCCUUCGGCGGGCGCUGCGUGGGCGGGCGCUGCCUGUGCCCGCGCUGCGAGCGCCCGCGCCCGGCCCCGGUCUGCGGCACCGACGGCGUCACCUACGGCAGCCCCUGCCAGCUGCGGGCCGCCGCGUGCCAGCUGCAGAGGAGCAUCGAGGUGGCCAGGACGGGACCCUGCGAGGACGAGUGCGGCUCGGGGGGCUCCGGCUCGGGGGACGGCAGCGAGUGCGAGCAGGAGCGGUGCCGGCAGUUCGGCGGCUGGUGGGACGAGGACGCCGAGGACGAGCGCUGCGUGUGCGACUUCACGUGCCUGGCGGUGCCGCGCGGCCCGGUGUGCGGCUCCGACGGCGUCACCUACGCCAACGAGUGCCAGCUGAAGAAGGCGCGGUGCGAGAAACGCCAGGAGCUCUUUGUCACCGGCCAGGGAGCGUGUCGGGCCCUGGCCACCGCGCCGCCGCCGCCGCUGGUCGUGCACUGCAGCCAGACCGUCUACGGCUGCUGCCCGGACAACGUCACGCUGGCGCUGGGCGUGGGAGCGGCCGGAUGUCCCAGCACGUGCCAGUGCAACCCCUACGGCUCCUACGGCGGCUCCUGCGACCCGGGCUCGGGGCAGUGCUCCUGCAAGCCCGGCGUGGGCGGCCUCAAGUGCGACCGCUGCGAGCCCGGCUUCUGGAACUUCCGCGGCAUCGUCACCGACGGCAAGAGCGGCUGCACCCCCUGCCACUGCGACCCCGUGGGCUCGGUGCGGGACGACUGCGAGCAGAUGACGGGGCUGUGCUCCUGCAGGACGGGCAUCACGGGCAUGAAGUGCAACCAGUGCCCCAACGGCAGCAAGCUGGGCACCACGGGCUGCGAGAAGGACCCCUCCGCCCCGCGGUCCUGCCGGGAGCUGAGCUGUGACUUCGGGGCCUCGUGCGUGGAGGUGAACGGCUUUGCGCACUGCGAGUGCCCGUCCCCGCUCUGCUCCGAGGCCAACAUGACCAAGGUGUGCGGCUCCGACGGUGUCACCUACGGGGACCAGUGCCAGCUGCAGACCAUCGCCUGCAGGCAGGGCCAGCGCAUCACGGUCAAGCACGUGGGGCAGUGCCACGAGCCCCUGACCCACAGCAGCCCCCCGCUGCCCCCCACGCCGCCGCCCACGCCGCCGCCGGACCGGCUCCUGCUGCCCGCGCCGCCUCGUGCCGCCGCGCCGUCCCCGGAGCCACCCACCGCGGCCACCGGCCCGCCGCCGGCCGGGCCCACGGAGCGCGGGCACGGCGUGACACCGGCCGGGCCGGCCACCGCCACACCCCGGCUCGCCCAGGCCACGCCCGAGGCCACCGUCCGCCCGCUGGCCACCGUGCCCGUGGUGGCGGCCACCGGCCGGCCGGGCUACGGCGAGUCCGGCAGCGCCGAGGGCAGCGGGGACCAGGACGCGGGCACCAGCGGCGACCAGGAGUCCAGCGGGGCGGGAUCGGCCGGUGAGGAGGAGCCGGACGAGGGAGCGGUGACGGCCACGGCCGCCGUCGAGAGGGCCACGUGCUACAACACCGCCCUGGGCUGCUGCUCCGACGGGAAAACCGCCGCCGCCGACGCCGAGGGGAGCAACUGCCCAGCCACCAAAGUGUUCCAAGGAGUGCUGAUCCUGGAGGAGGUGGAGGGCCAGGAGCUGUUCUACACCCCGGAGAUGGCCGACCCCAAAUCCGAGCUCUUCGGGGAGACGGCGCGGAGCAUCGAGAGCGCGCUGGAUGAGCUUUUCCGGGGUUCCGACGUCAGGAAGGAUUUCAAGAGCAUCCGAGUGCGGGACCUGGGCCAGAGCAGCGCCGUCAGGGUCAUCGUGGAGGCUCACUUUGACCCAGCCACGUCCUACACGGCCGCCGAUAUCCAGGGAGCUCUGCUGAAGCAGAUCCGAGCUUCCAAGAAGAAAACCAUCCUGGUGAAGAAGCCGCAGCAGGAGCACAUCAAAUUCAUGGAUUUUGACUGGAUCCCGCAGCUCUUCGCCACCACCAUCACCACCACCACGGCCACCACCGCGUCCCCGGCCACCACCCACCGUGUCCCCGCGUCCCCGGCCGCCACCCACCGUGUCCCCGCGGCCACCACCCGCCGUGUCCCUGCAGCCACCACCCACCGUGUCCCCGCGGCCCCGGCCACCACCCGCCAUCCCGCGGGCGGCUCCGGGGCGCCCGGCCCCGGCGGCAGCGGCAGGAGGAAGCCCCCCGGCAGCACCCGGCAGCCCCCCGGCGGCAGCCGAGCCCCCCGGCCCUGCCAGUCCCAGCCCUGCCUGCACGGUGGCACCUGCGAGGACGACGGCCGCGACUUCACCUGCAGCUGCCCCGCGGGGAGAGGAGGGGCCGUCUGUGAGAAAGCCGUCAGGUACUUCAUCCCCAGCUUCGGGGGCAGGUCCUACCUGGCCUUCAAGACCAUGAAGGCCUACCACACGGUGAGGAUUUCCAUGGAAUUCCGGGCCCUGGAGCCCAGCGGGCUGCUCCUCUACAACGCCCAGAAGCACGGCAAGGAUUUCAUCUCGCUGGCGCUGGUGGGCGGCUUCGUGGAGCUCAGGUUUAACACGGGCUCGGGCACGGGCACGGUGAGCAGCAGGGUCCGGGUGGAGCCGGGCCGCUGGCACCAGCUGGAGGUGACCCGGAACCGGCGCAGCGGCGCCCUGGCCGUGGACGGGGAGCCCCAGGUCAGCGGGCACAGCCCCCCGGGCACCGACGGGCUCAACCUGGACACCGACCUCUUCAUCGGCGGGGCGCCCGACGAGCACAUGGCGCUGGUGACGGAGCGCACCGAGGCCGCCGCCGGCCUGCGGGGCUGCGUCCGCCUCCUGGGCAUCAACAACCGCCACUACGAGCUGCGCCAGGGCGCCGGCGACGUCCUCUACGGCAGCGCCGUGGGCGAGUGCGGCGACGACCCCUGCCAGCCCAACCCCUGCCGCCACGGCGGCGCGUGCCACGCCAAGGAGGCCGAGAUGUUCCGCUGCCAGUGCCCCGACGGCUACACGGGCCCCACGUGCGCCUUCGAGAGGAACCCGUGCGAGCCGUCGCCGUGCCACGCCUCUGCCACCUGCCUGGUGCUGCCCGAGCGGGGCGCGCUGUGCGCCUGCCCCAUGGGGCGCCAGGGGGAAUUCUGCGAGCGAGUGACGGAGCAGGACCAGUCCAUGCCCUUCCUGCCCGAGUUCAACGGAUUCUCCUUCCUGGAGCUGAACGGGCUGCAGAGCUUCGUGCCCGACCUGCAGGAGAAGAUGUCCAUGGAGCUGGUGCUGCUGGCCAAGAAGCCCAGCGGGAUGAUCUUCUACAACGGCCAGAAGAGCGACGGCAAAGGGGACUUUGUGUCCCUGGCGCUGCACGAGGGGCACCUGGAGUACAGAUACGACCUGGGCAAGGGGCCAGCCGUGCUCAGGAGCAAGGAGCGGGUGCCCCUCAACACCUGGAUCAGCGUGCUGCUGGAGAGGAGCGGCCGCAAGGGCGUCCUGAGGGUGGACGACGGCGACAGGGUGACGGGAGAGUCCCCGAAAUCCCGUAAGGUGCCCCACAUGGUGCUGAACCUGAAGGAGCCGCUCUACGUGGGGGGAGCCCCCGAUUUCUCCAGGCUGGCCCGGGCGGCUGCCAUCUCCAGCGGCUUCGAGGGGGCUCUGCAGAAGAUCUCUCUGGGGGGCGUGCCCCUGCUGAAGGAGCAGAACAUCCGCAGCGCGCGGGAGAUCUCCCCGUUCCGCGGGCACCCCUGCACGCAGCGCCCCGCGCCCUGCCGGCACGGCGGCUCCUGCAGCCCCAGCAUGGGCGGCUACCGCUGCUCCUGCCCGCGCGGCUUCUCGGGGACGCACUGCGACAGAGUGAUCAUCGAGAAGGCAGCUGGGGAUGCUGAGGCCGUCGCCUUCGAUGGCCGGACGUACCUGGAGUACCACAACGCCGUCACCAAGAGCCGCCUGAGCAAUGAGAUCCCAGCUCCCGAGGCGCUGGAUUUCCCCCGGGAGCCCAGCGAGAAGGCCCUGCAGUCCAACCACUUCGAGCUCAGCAUCAAAACCGAGGCCACGCAGGGGCUGCUCCUGUGGAGCGGGAAGGGGCUGGAAAAGUCGGAUUUCAUCGCCCUGGCCAUCGUGGAUGGCUUCGUGCAGCUCAGCUACGACCUGGGCUCCAAAGCCGUCACCCUGCGCUCCACGGUGCCCGUCAACACCAACCAGUGGAUCCACAUCAAAGCCUCCAGGGUGCAGCGGGAAGGGUCCCUCCAGGUUGGGAACGAGGCGCCCAUCGCCGGCUCCUCUCCUCUCGGGGCCACCCAGCUGGACACGGACGGGGCGCUGUGGCUGGGCGGGCUGGACAAGGCGAGCGCGCGCCCGCGGCUGCCCAAGGCGUUCAGCACGGCCUUCGUGGGCUGCAUGCGGGACGUGCAGGUGGAUCGGCGCGAGCUGCACCUGCUGGAGGACGCGCUCAACCGCCCGCGGAUAUUGCACUGCUCGGCCAAAUAGAGCCCAGGGACCCCCCGCCUCCCUCCCCUCCCUCCUGCCUAUUGCUGUAAUUAUUUUCUAUUUUUGUAAACUUAUUGCUUUUUAUAUUUUUUUUUUUGGAGGGGGGCAGGGAGGGCAGGAACCCCUUUUUGGUUUUUUUUUUUUUUUUUUUGGGGGGGGGUUUUUUUGGUUUUUUUUUUUGGCUUUCGGGCUCUUUGGGUUGCCGCCCGCGCAGGGCGCCGAGACCAGGCCCGAACGGCAGCGCCACGGAACAAAGGAGCGACACAAGAACUCUCCCACUGCAGCGUCCACCUUCUUCAUACUUGAAGCUUCUUCUUUUUUUAUUUUUCUUUUUUUUGGGGGGGGGGAGUUGUUCCUCCGUUUUUUUUCCUGCUGUUUUUGGGGGGGGUUGUUCCCCAAAACGACCCCGUUUCCCUGUGGGGGAGGCGCUGCUGGUGCUGGCGAGGCCCUCACGGAUUCACCGCCGGGGAAUUCCCGCUCCGGCUCUUCCGAACCUUCUCCGGGCCCUGUGUCCGCCCGAUUCCCUGCUGCCCCCUCUCCCUCUCACUGUAAUUUAUGUGUUGUAAGGAUCUCAAGUGCUUUUCUCCUUCGAGCUCUGCUCAAAUCAGGGAUGCCGCGCACUGGAAGGGAGAGAGCCGGGCCCGCUCCGCGCUGCGCUCGCCUCCUGGCUCUUUGCUGCACUGAGAGGCGCCGGGGAGGGGAUAAAAAAACGCGCGGAUUUUUCCCAGCGAUCCUCCUCCUCUUCCUCUUGGACACGUGCAGGAGCAGCUGUGAAACCUCAUUCCCAACGUUUCGUGCUCAUCCGGAUGCGUCCCCACCUCAGCCCCGGCUGCUCCGAGGCCGCCGAGCCUUGGCCUCCCUCGUGCUGGGGAUCACUUGGAGCUCCUCUCCGAGAGCUGGGAAUUCUCUCCCUCUUCCAAAAGGACCGGGAGAUUCCCUUUUUUUCCCUUCUCAGAGGGACGCGUCCUUCCGUGCCCCACCGCGUUUUCCAGCCUGGGAGCGCAGAGCUGGCAAUGGAGCCUCUCCCGCAAAGAGAAUUUGGAAAUUUUUUUUAAUUUUUUUUUUUCCCAUGGAUUUGGAGUUUUUUGGGUCUUCCGCGCUCCUCCGGAUGCUGCCAGCCCGGCAGGAAUGGCUCCAAUGGGAAUGGGGAGUAUUUGGAAGCAUUUUCUUCCUGGAAAGGAACAUUUUGGCCAGUUCUGAAGUCUCUGGGGUGUGACGGCUCCUCUGCCUGCAGCCUCUGGAUCUCCUGGAAUCUGGAGGGGAACAGACGGAUCACAGCACAGCUCCGGAGGAAAUCCCAUCCCCGUUGGGAUUCCUUCUCCACGGGAAGGAUUUCCGGGUGGUUUGCAGCCUCUGUGUCCCUUUCCCACCCUCAGCUGCAAUUGCUCCGUGGAAAAACAACUUUACGGAAUUCACCUGCGGGAUCCCGACGGGUUUUGGGUGGGAAUUCCUGCCCAAGGUGCCGGAAUUUGGCUUUUUUUUUUUCCCCCUAAAUUUCUAUCCCACCUCACAGGGCACCCUUUAAAGUGGGGGUUUUGGCACCAACCUUUGAGGCAGGAAAGGUAAAAUUCCUUCUCUCAGGGUGAGCUCUGAACAAAGGUGGAACCAAGAGGGAAAACCAAUGGAAAAACCACUUGGAUCUGCUUUUAUUUAGUUUAUUUGAUUAAAAAAAAAAUAAUAAUAAAUAUUCCCAACCUGUGACAUUUCCUGUGGAAAAUCCAGGGUUGAACAUUCCGUGGGGGGCUGUGCCCUGCGUGGGAUGAGGGCUCUGCUGUGCCUGGGAGCGUUCCCUGGGUGCCAAAAUUCCCAUUUUUUAGCGGCUGCUGGGUCCAGAUUGGGCUUCCUGGUGGGAAAUGCUGGGCUGGGCUGGGAGGGGAGGGAUCUGGGAGUCCCCCAGUCCGUAUUUUGGGAAUGGGAUUUCCCAGCUGGGCUGCAUGUUUCCAGCUCCAGAGGGACGGGGAAGCUGCCGGUUUUCAGGAACAAAGUCAAGAAACGGCAAAAAAAAAAACCAAACCCAAACCCCAAACAACUGAACAAAAAAAUAAAAACUCCUCCCGCUUUUGCUGGGGCUUGGAAAUGCCUUAAACCAGGAUUCUGUGUCCUCGUGGGGGAACAUUUGGAAUUUUCAGCAGCGCCCUUAGGGCCGCACGCUUCACCCGCGUUUUAUUUUGUACCACAAAAGGUGCGAGGGAAAAAAAAUCCCACAAAAAAAGACAGCGAGGGUGGGGUUGGGUGUUUUUUUCCAGAUUUGAUUCUUUUCUGGCUUGCUUUUUUUGUUUUUAAUUUAAAACCCCUGAGGUGUCCGUGUGGAGAGGGUGAAUUCCCGGCUCUGGGACCUGCUGGCUGAAUUCCGGAGGGCGAUGCGCACUAGAGGAGCAGCAUGAUGUAACCAUUACUAACUCGUGUCUUUUCGUCAAAUCACCCAGAAAUAAAGUUUGGAAACGAUUAA